Falco peregrinus (peregrine falcon) is the source of this 4205-nucleotide messenger RNA. RefSeq names its product syncytin-B-like. The transcript is spliced from 3 exons. The coding region runs from base 2971 to 4164 and encodes 397 amino acids. Lineage: Eukaryota; Metazoa; Chordata; Aves; Falconiformes; Falconidae. The record is from RefSeq and is a predicted model, not a curated record.
CCCUAAGACCUAAACUAUAAAGAUGUCCUUGUUGAAAUUUUUGUGUUUAAAAGCUCAGGUUGCGGUUCCUUCUGUGGAGCAACCAGAAUGAAACACGUUGUAAGAUAUAAAAACUUGUACUGAUGUAUGUAAAACCUGAGGCGUGUGUGUGUGUGUAAUCAAAGACCUUGUGAAAGUGUUGGGGUGAGUUUGUACAAACCCCUGUACCCCCUCGAAGGCGCGACUGAAUCAUGCUGGGAUGCAUGGCAGGAUGUUUUCUGUUUGCCUGCAAAGGCAUGAUAUGUAAUAACAGACUUAAAGCAACAAGGAGCAGAUUUGCAUUCAAGGUAAGAAAGAGUUAAAACAGAAGUGCUGCUGCAGAGGCAGGCUUGUGUAACCUGCAGAGCAGGAAGAGCAUCUCCUGCCCCGAACCCUUCUGCUGGUGAGGAGGAGGAGGUUGCUGUUGCUCAGGAUUGAGCAGAAGGACCUGAUAAUGUCACCCCAAUUGCUGCAGCAUUUGCAACACAACAGGACCGGUAACGGCCCCUUUAGGGCAAGCAGCGGGUCUGAGGAGAGUAAAGGUGAAUCUUUGAUGGGGAAAUUUAGAUGUUUGAAAGUUGGUUGUGAAUAGGACUGGAUAAAGGUUCGAGUUGUUUGUUACUAGGUAAUUGUGAUGUAGAAAAGUUGGUGAAUAUAAAACCAACUUAUUUGGUGUUAAACUUCAGUGAAAAGAAUUUGUUACAGUUGUGGGAGCUGCUGGCCACCAGGAAAAUAUCCUGAAACCUUUAAAGUACAAACUAAGAAAACAAAUAAGAAUGCCAAAUUCACCAAAAUCUUUGUUGGGAAGAGAUUUAUUAGAAAAUCUAGACGUUUAAAGAAGGGAAAUGAAACCAAAAGUUAAGAAUGAUCGAUUAAUUAAAAUGUUGAGCUUAUAUUUAAUUCAACAGAAAAGUGGAAGAGAGGACCUCCCUGAAGUAAAAGAAAUCUUUAACCAGGUAUAUCUGGAAGUUAAUUCCAGGUAAGGGGAAAAAUGCUUUCCCUGUUACAGUAAAAAUUAUAAACGGGAGGCCUGCCUAGUUUAGGUAAAAAAAUAUCCCUUGGUCAGCAAGGCUGUGGGGGAUAUUGCAUAAAAACUAAAAUAAAAUACACUCUGUAGUAGUUCUACUAAUGUAAAUCUGUGAAUUAUCCUUAAUACCAGAUGGUAAAAUCCAAACUGUAAGUACAGAUCAGGAGCCAAAUUAUUCUAAAGAAAACUUAAAGGUAAUUCAGGACAUGAAUGAUAAAAUAAAUAAGUGGACUUAUUUGAGGGAUGGUCGUAUAGUGGUACCAUCCAAUUUAAUAUGGACCACAGCCGUAAUAGAACAUAAUAAGAUGCAUUGAAGAGCUGAUAAUUUAUAUAAAAGUCUAAAUCAGAAAUUGAUAGGGCAGAACUUGUAUACUGUAAUAAAACAGGUGACUUAGCAAUGUGAAAUGUGUUUGAAAAUUAGCCAGGGCAACAGUGGCAAGCUGAUUUUGCCAGACUUCCAAGAAUUGGGGGGUACCGAUAUUUAUUAAAUGGAUGGACACCCCAACGUAUCAUACAGUAUUAUGGACCUGCAACUUGGAAUCCUAAUGAACUCAUUAAUGGUGCUCGAGAACCUAUCUACAAUCUGAAUCGUAUCAUUCGUCUACAGGCUGUCUUGGAAAUUAUUACUAAUCAAACAGCUAAAGCUUUUGAUGUGAAAUGCAAUUUAUCAACACAGGAUGGUUCUCGAUUACCUGCUAGCUGAAGAAGGAAGUGUUUGUGGUAAAGUAAAUGUUUCCAAUAGGUUAAACGUUUUGAGAACGCUCACCUUGCAGAAUGUUCAGAGGGGGAAAUGUACACUCUGGACCCUUCUUCCCUGGCAGGUGACGUGGUGGUCUGGUGGUAAGAAAACAUUACAUUGAAAACAGGGACCUGUCAUUUGGCCAUAGUGCCAUAAAUGUUACCAUUGGCAGACUUACCGGAGUAGUAAGCUCGGGAAAUGGGUUUGGGACUUCAUCUGGGCACGCAGUAGCCAUUGUUUAUCACACGAAUGAUCCACGUAUAUGGAGGCUCUGUAUAGACUCAACAGUGUGACCUUUGCCUCCAGACUAAUCCAAAGAAUACUCCCAAACUAGAAAUGGGCCAGAUUGGAAAGGGAAAUGGGCCUGGAUAACAAUGGCAGGUUGAUUUCACAGAACUUCCAAGAAAAGGGGGGUAUCGAUAUUUGCUGGUAUUAACUGAUACCUUUUCAGGUUGGCCAGAAGCAUUCCCAACCAGAACUGCCAAGGCUCGGGAGGUAACUAAAAUACUAAUACAAGAAAUAAUACCGCGUUUUGGGGUUCCAGCAACCAUAUCCUCUGACAGAGGACCACACUUUGUUUCAAAGAUAGUGCAACAAACCAGCCACCAUUUAGGUAUAGAUUGGCAACUUCACACCCCAUAUCGCCCUCAGUCGAGUGGCCAAGUGGAGAAAAUGAACCACUUAAUCAAACAGCAAAUUGUAAAGUUGGGACAAGAAGCAAACUUGCCAUGGCCUCAGUCUCUCCCCUUAGCCCUUUUGCGUAUACGGACAAGACCGAGGGUGAGAGAAGGACUGAGCCCUUUUGAAAUUCUGUAUGGACGCCCCUAUGGAAUACAAAAGGGGACAUCAAUACAAAUUGGGGACGAAAUUAUGGCUUCCUAUAUGGUGGCAUUGAGCAAGCAGCUCAAUAAAAUUGGAAAACAUGUAAUUGGGACCCGAGGAAGGGGUCUGGAUGGGCCUGUACAUGAUAUUCAACCUGGAGAUUAUGUAUAUGUAAAGUCUCUUGCAGAAAAAACCUUGAAACCACAGUGGGAAGGACCAUACCAAGUACUCCUCACCUCCUUCACAGCAAUCAAAAUUAAAGAACAGAAUGCCUGGAUUCAUCAUACCCGUGUGAAGAAGUCACCACAAAAGCUUUGGACAUCAGAAAUUCAAGGGCCGUUAAAGCUCAAGCUAAAAAGAUAGGAUGUGGGUUAAAUUUAACAUGAUUCUGAUAAUUUCACAGGUGAUAGACACAGCGGCCUGGCGAGAGAACUGGUAUGUACAGGCGAUUCAAAACAUCACCAAAAUUUUAAAUAAAACAGAUUGUUGGAUCUGUACCCAAAUGCCAAGGUAUUCUGGUUAUGAGAUACCGUUAAUAGGCAUCCCACUGCUAGUUUCCCUGACGAACCGCCGAGACGGCUCCUUUUGGGGAAAUACAAUCUGGAGCACAGACCCUCAGGUUAAGUGGGGACGGGAAUUAAAAAUAACUGUUGAAGAGACCAGCACAUUAGGGGAUAACUGCCUGGUAAGUUCAGGAAAAGGGCUGUUUAUGGGAGAACACCCAAAUUGUAACAGAAGUCGUACAUUAAAUAUGACAGGUAGAGAUUUGGGAUUUUUGAAAUUGAACUAUACCGGUCUCCCGACCCCACAAGGGACAGGGUGGUAUUGGUUGUGUGGCACAACGGCUCAUAAAGUCUUGCCCAUAGGAUGGCGAGGAGCAUGCACUCUGGGAGGUCUGGUCCCCAAUAUUACUAUCAUUGACGGGUUAACGCGACCCCCCAUAAGAAAAAAACAAAACGUUGUAAAUAAUCUCCUCAUAAACAGACCAACGAGUUUCCACAGUUUUGCGCGAUGGUUCAUUCCGUUUUUAGGGGUUAGUGAGUUGGAAAAGGCAAUAAUAAACAUCUCAGCUGUAAUAGAAACCGUGGAAAAUAGGACAGUUGAUGCCCUCCUGGCACUCCAGGAGGAAGUUACUGACUUAUCGAAAAUAGUAUCACAGAAUCGUAUGGCCUUAGAUUUGCUAUUAGCCUUCCAAGGAGGGGUAUGCACUGUGAUCAAUGUAGAUUGUUGCAUGUAUGCAGAUCAGAGCAGGCGAAUCACCAAGGACCUCCAAGAAAUUAGGAAACAAGUAAAUAUUCUACAUAAAGUGACACAAGACAACACUUCUUGGGGCUUUUCUGAAUUAUGGGAGAAAUUGACAUCCUGGUUGCCCAAUCUAACAUGGUUAAAACAAUUAUUUGUAAUGAUCAUUGUAAUUGUCUUUCUGUUUCUAAUUAUUAGUAUAGCUAUCCGUUGUGGAUUUUGGUGCCUUAAGGGAACUGGAAAUUCCUAUAGCGAAUGGAAGAGAAAUCAACUGCGACAAAAAUUAGAAUCUAAUCAAUACUUCGAGUCUGAGUAAAAGAAUUUACUAAUUUCUUUGAAAAGGGGGGACUGAGAGAG